CUAAAUUUUGAUUGGUCUAUGAACAAAAAUCUGCUCGGAAAGCAGGGGUCAGAGCGGUUCGAGCAAAACAAGUAUGGCAGAGCCAGUUCAUGAAGUGCGAAUAAUCGAGGAGUUAUUUUCGUCAGAGAAUUCCGAUGAUGAAGAAGAUAUUUUAUUAUUGCGGAAUAUCGCCAAUAGAAGACGAAAAAUUCCGCGCAUCCAAAAUUACAUCGCUGACGUUGUUAACCACUAUAACGAUAAACAAUUCAAAAGUCAUUUCAGAGUGUCGCGAGAAACUUGCAAUUAUUUAAUAGCUUUAUUCGAACAGAGCGAACAUUAUCCCAAAGGACCACCUUUCGGUGGUGUGAGAAUAAAAACUGCUGAAGAGUACAUUCUAUGUUAUUUAUGGUUUGCAGGUAACAAAUCUGUUUACCGCAUUGUAGCUCAACUCUUUGGUUUGAGUUUGUCAACAGCGCACGCAAUGAUAGAAAGUGUAACGACUUAUUUAACAGAUGAAUUGGGUCCACUGGUUAUCAGAUUUCCUCGUACCUUGCAGGAGAAACAAGACAUUUGUGAGGAAUUUGAGGAGAUUGCAGGAUAUCCAGGAGUAUGCGGAUGCAUUGAUGGUACGUUUAUAAACAUCCGUACACCCGCACAUAAAAUUAAGUCGACCUACGUUAAUCGUCACGAUACAACGGCAUUGACUUUGCAAGGAAUAUGCGAUGCGAAGAAGAAGUUCCUUGAUGUGUUUCCUGGAAUACCAGGAAAAAUUCAUGACGCGAGAGUAUUUACUUUGUCAUUUAUUCGCCCUACCGUGCUAUCAAUGGGCCCAGAUUUUCAUAUACUCGGAGAUUCUGCUUAUCCGAUAUGUGAAAAUCUGAUGACACCGAUCCGGGAUUACGGAAAUUUAACAGAUGAACAAAGAGAAUAUAACAGGCGAUUCUGUUCAACAAGAGUUUUAAUCGAAAAUGCUUUCGGGCUUUUAAAGCAAAGAUUCAGGCAACUAAUAAGAACAGAUAUGUGGGGUGUUUUAAAGACAUCGAAAUUUAUACUAUCAUGCUGCGUGAUGCAUAAUUUAUGUAUCGAAAGAAACGACUUCUUGGAUGGAAUUGAACAUUACAUGGCAGAACCUGAGCCUGAAGCAGAGUUUAUUAUAAACGAUGAAGCUCGGCGUUUAGGUGUAUUGAAACGCAAUUUGCUGUCCAGGCAAUUCAUGUAAAUAUAGAAGCACUGCGAUUUGUAACGUACAUCAUUUGUCAAUUUAUAAGAUUUGUAAAAAAUAAUUACUGUAAUGUCUGAUAUGCUGCAUAAAAUAUUCACCUACCGAAAAUGUU
This is a messenger RNA of Neodiprion fabricii, 1313 nucleotides long. Its product is annotated as putative nuclease HARBI1. The record is from RefSeq and is a predicted model, not a curated record. The coding region runs from base 74 to 1198 and encodes 374 amino acids. The transcript has 4 exons. NCBI's taxonomy places the organism in Eukaryota, Metazoa, Arthropoda, Insecta, Hymenoptera, Diprionidae.